AUGGAAAAGAAAAAAAAAAAAAGAAAAAAAGAGGGGAAAUAUUGCGUAAUCCACGCGAGAAGAAAAACGAAUACCCGAUUGGUAAAGGUCGGUAACUUAAAAUCAAAACGUUGAUGCCAUCAUUUCCGAUGUUCCUUCCACCCUCCUAAACCUAAACCUAAACCCAGCAAAUACACAGUAUCCUCCCUCCUUCAUAUAUAAUAUCCAGUAGUAUAAUCUAAUUCCAGGUAAAUAGAAUUGAGGAAAGGAAGAAGACAACAAAGGAAGCAACGAUGGCAUUGCUGGGGGAUGCCCUCAGGCAAGCUUUCAUGCCCAAGCAUGAGUACGAGUCUCUGAGGGAAGAAGACCGAGCUUGGCACAAACUACAGAGGCCAUUACUUUCGUUCUCCUUUGGGUUCGUUUCGAUUUCGAUUUUGAUCUGUACUGUAAUUAGUUUGAAGAUUGUGUUCCCUAGUGACCCUUUGAGCCGACCCUUUUGUGAUGACCUCCGGAUUCAGCCCCUCUCCAUUAAUUUAACUGCUGCUUCCGUCGGAGGUGGCAGCGGGACUGGUUCUGGGGAUUCCGAUCUUUUCCCUGGUGCUUUUUAUUUGACGGAUCAAGAAACUGUGGACUAUUAUUGGAUGGUUGUGUUCGUCCCCUCCUCUCUCGUGUUCUUGGCUUCUGUGGUUUAUCUCGUUGCCGGAAUCGUGGUAGCCUAUUCUGCUCCAGCAAGACAUGGAUGCUUGAAGGUUGUUGAGAAUGAUUACUGUGCUUCUAGAAGGGGUGGAGUGCGCUGUCUAUCUAUUCUAAAUUUUGUAUUUGCAAUCAUUUUUGGUCUCCUUGCUCUAUUCCUUGGCUCUACCCUUCUCACCUUGGGUAGCAGGUGCUCGUUGCCUUUGUUUUGGUGUUAUGAGGUUGCAUCAUGGGGGUUAGUCAUUCUUUAUGGGGGAACGGCGUCCUUGUUAAGAAGAAAAGCUGCUGUAGUUCUUGACGAGACUGAUUUUGCUGGCCGUAAUAUUGGGGUAGAGAUGCUUGAGGCCUAUCCUCUUGAAGUGACACCAGAUUUAGAGAGGCGUGUGAAUGAAGGGUUUAAAGCAUGGAUGGGUCCAUCUUUAUUAUCAUCUGAUGAUGAAGAUGAACCUGAUGAUUAUCUGGAGGCACCAAAUCUGUCCAGGACCAAUUCUGCCAGGCAGAGAGUGUGAAUGUGAUGUCUCUCUCUAGGAGUUAUAUUUUGGCCUCUCGUGCUGCAUUUGCCGGGGAAGCAUUUGGCAACUAGUAACUACAGUGAGGAUUCCAUGAAGUUGCUUCGACAUUCAAUGGUUGUGCCGAGUCUACAGAGAUAUGACAUUAAUGUCUACACUAAUGGGCAUGCGGGUUAGUUUAGUCUGGUCCUUUAUUGCACAGGCGCGAGAACUGUACAAAGUUUCAUUGUAGUGUAAGCCAUUUUUUGCUAUCUCGGACUCGGAAGGAGGGUGAAGCAGAAGUUCACCUCAUUGACAGCUAAUCUCUGAGCUCACAUUUUCUGCUAUCUCGGACUUGGAGGAUAUUACGUUGUAACCUCAAAUUUAGUCUAAAAUCUAAAUAAUCCCAGUCCAGCAGGUAAUCAGUGACAAGCUUUGCUGUAUCUAAUAUAUCUAGUCGGACAGAUUUACUUCCUUUGUUGCAUAUGCCGAUAUCCUUGGAUUUCUUCAAUUUUUUCCUUUGCUACAUAGUGAAACAACGUAUAUAUUCAUUCGGUUAGUUUCAGCGGGCUAGUUUUGCAUGCCCACCGGUUUGGUUUGGAUUCUAUUCUAAUAUAUACACCUGGGUAUGUCUUGAAAGCAAUUGUGGGAAUUCUUUUGAGUGGACUUAUUACUAGUAUUUUUUUUUUGUUUUUUUGGUUGUAAUGUAUAGUCAUCGAUCUAAGGCUUUCAAAACUUGCGUGUCUUGUGAAUGCUAGGGUUCGUGAUUAUUUAUUUAUGGAUUUAACUUUCUAGUUGCU
Messenger RNA from Oldenlandia corymbosa var. corymbosa, 1960 nucleotides. NCBI's taxonomy places the organism in Eukaryota, Viridiplantae, Streptophyta, Magnoliopsida, Gentianales, Rubiaceae. The record is from the annotation of a GenBank genome assembly.